This is a messenger RNA of Physeter macrocephalus (sperm whale), 1699 nucleotides long. RefSeq names its product phosphodiesterase 6D (gene PDE6D). Bases 295 to 1158 code for a protein of 287 amino acids. The record is from RefSeq and is a predicted model, not a curated record. Gene Ontology annotation, cellular component: cytoplasm. The transcript has 8 exons. Gene Ontology annotation, biological process: sensory perception of light stimulus. NCBI's taxonomy places the organism in Eukaryota, Metazoa, Chordata, Mammalia, Artiodactyla, Physeteridae.
UUUCCAUUGGCUUCAGAGCGGGCGCUCCGAGGCUAGAGGGAAGGAGAAGGGAUCAGGAGCGGGAGCUGAGGUAAAAGAGGCCGGUCCGGGUCUGGGCGCUGCCGCUGCUCGCCCGAGGUCUGCAGGCCGGGCUGCGGCUCAGUCCUCGGCUCCUGGGCACAGUCUACGAGGCUCCGCCGGGCCAGCGUGGGAGAGCCGCAGGCGGCGGCCGCCGCAUCAUGUCAACCAAGGACGAGAGGGCCAGGGAGAUCCUGAGGGGCUUCAAACUAUAUUAAUAUAAUAUCCAGAAUAUAAAUGACUGCCUGCAAAUCAGUAAGGUUCUUCACUGCAAGCUACCAAACAAUGGGAAAGUCCCUCAAAGGCUCUCUGGUGCUUUCAGAACUGACUGCAGUUGGAGGAACAGGGGAAACACUGCAGAAAAGAAAUUGGAUGAACCUUCGGGAUGCUGAGACAGGGAAGAUACUCUGGCAAGGAACAGAAGACCUGUCAGUCCCUGGAGUGGAGCAUGAAGCCCGUGUUCCCAAGAAAAUCCUCAAGUGCAAGGCAGUGUCUCGAGAAUUGAACUUCUCUUCAGCAGAACAAAUGGAAAAAUUCCGCCUGGAACAAAAAGUUUACUUCAAAGGGCAAUGCCUAGAAGAAUGGUUCUUCGAGUUUGGCUUUGUGAUCCCUAACUCCACAAACACCUGGCAGUCCCUGAUAGAGGCAGCACCCGAGUCCCAGAUGAUGCCAGCCAGCGUGCUAACCAUGGCAUUGCUUUCAUCUCUCCUUUUUUUGGAAUGUGAACCUGGCUCCAUGAUGGGAAGAAAGACAUUUAACAGAGCAGACCGUAGGAUCACAGCUAUAUUUUACUCCAGAGAUCGACUGAUAGAUCUUGUGGUUCCUGAGUGCUUCAGUUGCUGCUUUCCAAGAAGAUUCAAACUUCUCGGAAUUGUCUCCACUCACUCUUUGCACCCCCUACCUCUCAUUGACUCCUCAACCCACGGCUUUCUGGCUCUGGCCUGUGGCUUCCUCUCCUUUGAGGCAUCAGUGAACUCCACUGAGCCACUGCCCCCGUCCAGUCCUUCUUUAUCUGCUGGGACUCUGGGAGCCCCUUUGCUGAGUGUCUGCUCCUUGCCCCUUUGCAGGCUCUUCAUUUUCUUCCAGCUGCCUUGUCCCUAAAAUGUUUGUUGGUGGAUUUGGGAUUUUUUUUUUUUAGCUAUUGUAUAUUGAGAAAAUGCUUGUGCAAAAUUCUUCUUCUUUUUUUUUUUGGCCGCACCUCGCAGCUUGCAGGAUCUUAGUUCCCCAACCAGGGAUCAAAACCAUGCCCCCGGGUACAGUGGAAGCUCGGAGUCCCAGCCACUGGACCACCAGGGAAUUCCCACUUGUGCAAAUUCUUUAAACAUUAUACAUUCACUGCAUGCAUAUUUAUUGAGCACUUUUUAUGUACCAGACACUGUUAUAAGUGGUGGAGACACUUGUUGGACAAGAUGAGUGAAGUCUCUACCAUUAGAUUCUAAUGAGAGGAGACAGAAAGCAGUUAAUUUCAGAUAGUAAUCAGUGCUCUGAAGAAAACAGGACAGUGCAAGGGCAGCAUGUCUGAAAUGAGGAGGUGAAGAAACGGAAAGAAGUCAGCAUUCAGCUUUUGACCCCAAAACAGGAUUGAUGUGUCCCCAGCAAGCCAACAGUCUGGAAAGCCAGGAUUUACUCAAAGGAAAAGAUU